AAAGCCGCAGGGGCUCUAAAAGGUAGAAGGGUUCGCGGUAAACUUACCGUUGACGGCAGCGGAGUCGACUCUGAAGAAUGUUCGCGCUCCAUUGCAGCUUGGUUUCUCUCGCUCCAGUCUUCUCUCCUUCCUUUUCGUUUGGUUCCUCCCUAUCCCCAGCGUCCUCUCUACUUGCUCCUCCUCUUCUUACCAAGAAUAGUUUUCGGUUGGGUAAUCCUUGCGAUGCAUCAUCGUACUCGGACCAGAAUCGAAAUGGAAGCCGUAUAAGGAACCCUAGCCUCGCUUCUACUGCUAGAGAAGGAUUAGAUUCCAUUGCAGGUGAUGGUGAAGUUGAAGGGGAUGCGCGAUGUCCUGGGACGGCGAAGGGGUCGGGGACGACGGCCCGAGGGAGGCGGCUUCUUAAAGUGAGGGAGGAGAAGCGGAGGAGGGAGUACGACCGCUUGCAUAACUACCCGACCUGGGCUAAGAUAUUAGAGAACGCCUGCAGAGAUGAUGCUGAACUCCGUGCAGUUCUUGGGGAUAGCAUAGGGAACCCAGAACUUAUGAGAAAAAGGGUUGAAGAAAGGAUUCGGAAGAAAGGUGGAGACUUUCGCAAGUCAAAAACAGGAUCUGUCCUUGCUUUUAAAGUUAGCUUUAGAGAUUUUAAUCCUUUAGAUUCUUUUAUAUGGUUUGAACUGUAUGGUGCACCUUCAGAUCGUGAUGUUGACCUUCUUGGUAGUGUUAUUCAGUCAUGGUAUGUUAUGGGACGUUUAGGAGCUUUCAACUCCUCUAAUUUACAGUUGGCAAACUCAUCCAUGGAUUACAAUCCACUAUAUGAUUCUGAUAAAGCUGCUCAAGCAAUGCCUUCAUCCUUCCAUGAUAUUGGCGAUGUUGAAUUCCAGGACAACUGGGGAAGGGUUUGGGUGGACCUUGGAACUGCUGAUUUCCUUGCUGUUGAUGUAUUGCUUAAUUGCCUUACUGUAUUGAGCUCAGAGUAUUUGGGCAUUCAGCAAGUGGUAUUUGGUGGACGACGGAUGGGUGACUGGGAAGAGGGCAUGACUAGCACAGAGGACGGUUACAAAAGUUCCAAAAUCUGAGAUGGAUUUAACGCUCUUACAUUCUUAGUUUCACAGUUGGUUCAUGUGAGAGCAUGCUGAGAUUCUUCUCGGAUAAAGAAAGAAAGCCAAUUAUGUUGUUGAGAUGUGUUAUUUGCUCACUUGUUAGUUCUCAAGCUUUAUUUAGCUCUUUGUUUAAGAAAGCAAUUCAAUGUGGAAUAGAUUUAAAUUUUACAUUUUCA
Messenger RNA from Zingiber officinale, 1276 nucleotides. RefSeq lists its product as uncharacterized. The record is from RefSeq and is a predicted model, not a curated record. The transcript has 8 exons. Lineage: Eukaryota; Viridiplantae; Streptophyta; Magnoliopsida; Zingiberales; Zingiberaceae. The coding region runs from base 78 to 1076 and encodes 332 amino acids.